GACCCGCCACGUCACUUGUACCAUGGAGAGAUAUCACUGUCGCCUAAAGGCCGCCGCACUUGGGCGAUUUUUUAGCGAUUUUCUUCGCGAUUGCCUUGUCAACUGCCUGAGCCACUGGAAUUUUGAGGGUUUAGUUGCUUCGUUUGCGGCAGAUCGUUGCCUUGAGUGACAACUGACUAAUCGGUUCAACUGGUCUCAUAUCUAAUCGCUUGUGCUUUCAUCACAUCGUUUGCGGACACUUGGGCGAUUACAUGACCGACUGCAUAUAAACGUCCGUUCCUCAGUAGGUCUAGUCAUUGGUCAACAUAGACAUGGAAGUGGAAGACUAUGCACAUGAAGACAUUGCCGUUAAACUGGCAAUGGAGAGGGAGAAGCAUCCAGGGUUGUAUGUGACAACUUGUAAUGAAUACAGGGAUGUUGACUACAAGGCUGCCGCUCUUAAGAGCAUCGGCAAGGCAAUCGGUUGCAGCGGUAAGUUGACAUUCGGGGUUAAUCGGGAACAAACAAACAUUGAAAAUUAAACGUACACCUUUAUUUCACCUUUAUUUUCAGUUAUCAUCACUUCAUUAUGAUUAAGCGUACUCAUGACAAUCUCUAUACACGUCUAUUUCAGUGCCCACAGUAAAAACCAAAAUGAAAUUUUUACGCACGAUGCUCGCUCGAGCUGUAAAGUGCCCUCCAUCCGGAAGCUCCCGGAAGAAGCUGCCGAAGAAACAAGAAUGGGUGAACGAAAACCUACAGUUUUUGUUGCCCUAUAUGAACACAGGCAAAACGUCAACGAAUCUCAUGGCACAAGCAAACACCCCUAAUGAUUUUGAAGAAGGAUUGGAAAGAAAAGAAGAUUCAAACGAUGAUUCAGAUGGUGAUAUGGUUGAAGAGGACAAGGUUGUGGAAGGCCCUGAAAAGUUGCCGGAUGACCCAGAGGUCCCUCCUAUGACAUCAGAAGGUCCGUCGACCAAACGCCGCAGCUCCUUCUCCUGCCGAACGGUCCACCGCAGCCGAGUUAAGAACGGGAGGACUACCAAGACACUGAGGAAGGGCAAAAUGAACCAGUUUGAAGAAGAAGAGUUGAGCCUGCUGAAAAAACUUACAAACCCUUGUGAGACACCUGCAAAACUUAAUCAGGACAUGGACGAAAUGGACUCUUUCUGUCGCCAUCUCUCCUUCAGACUCAAAAGGCUGGAUAAGCGUGGUCAGAUGAUGGUAGUACACAAAAUCGAAAAUGUCGUGUUUGACAUCGAGUAUAGUGGUUUGUUUGCAGGCAUUGAUGAUCAUCCCACUCCACAAAGCAGUGGGAUGCUUCCACCACCCGCCUACUUUCCUGCUGCCAGAUUCGAUACCCUAACAACAGGUAGCCCGUUUCCCCAACCUCGGCACCAAUACGUUCCGGGGGUGCCUACUGCCCAAACCCAACUUCCCCCAGUUUACAGUUUCUUCCCCCUGUACGCAAUUUUCAAAGGAUGACAACGCUGGCUAUGAGAGUUCGGAUAGGCCCUUCCAGUUAACCUCAUUGUGAGCUAUGACUUCAAUAACUUGUUCUGUAUGUAUAAAACCUCCUUUCCUUUUCAAAUUACCGGCAUAUAUUUGUGAAAAAUGUACUAUUCUGCUUAAAUACAUGAAUGUUGGCGUUUCCUCAGUCGUUGUAUUGCUAACGUCAUGGUUUUUAUAAUUUUCUACGUUCAUUUUCAACUGGAGACACAGGAACUUACCUUGAGGUACUUUUCACCGAGAGCGUCAAAUAUUGCCACUGUUGUUUCUUUCACGAUGUUUGAUAUUGUUCUUUCUCCAACUCUGAACAGAAAGGACAGACUUUCGAACGUUUCCCCUGAAAUUUGAGCAUAAGGUAUGUUUUAGAAUAUGAAUUUUUUUACAUUACACCUCAAAACUCAAUACAUAAAUUAUGGAAUCAAGUAAGAUUAUCUAUACUGACCAGGAGCUAGAAAACGCAGUGUGAUGGUUAAACGCUCCCCUGGUGAAAUUGCCUCUCGCAUUAGUGUAUCUUGUUUCACUAGCAGUGGUCCAAUCAGGCGGAUGAGGUCGUCGAAAAUAUCCGGUUUCAUUCUUGGGAACUUCCGGUACGAGUUCACAUCUUCGAGGCGGAGCUCCUUGACAAGAUUCUCGUAUGCCCCCAAACGCUGACGUCGGAGAAUCCAUUUGUGUGCCCAGAAGAAGCCGUUCUAUUUUGCCGCCGGCGCCGUUGGCGGCGCAAAAACAACAACGCAAUGACUAGCAUAUGCCGCUGACAACAGGCAGCCGCCAUGGGGUGGUAUGACUAGCUUGAAGAAGUUGACGCCGUCCAGUAUAUGGCUGAUCAUCACAUGACAUACUACCGAUCAGUGAUUGGCUGGCGAAGACCAGAUAAAUAAUAGCCCAGAUCAUGACAAAAGAAAGUUCAGCCGACCAAGCGAUUGAAAUUAAACAUGUUGAAUUUUCAGUCACUUCGUGCAACAGUUGUUUCAACUAGUCGGGCCACGAAGAAAAUCAGUUGCGCAGGCGAUUUUUGUCCGCAAACAAAAUCGAUGCGACGCCACCAUCGACUGCGACCUAGGUCGCUAUCGGAAGUUGGUCGCCGGUUUGCGGAUUAUUCACUCGACUGGUCGCACACGACGUCGCCUGGCGAUCUCACUUGCGAUCAUCGCUGGCAACGUCGCGGUCGCCAGUGGCGUCGGCAGUCGGCUCGAUUUUGUUGCCCGUGUGCGGCGGCCUUUAGACACAUGUUAACAACAAAGCAAUGUAUAAAUAGUGGGGGGAUUUCUUUCCCUCAACCUCGGAAUCAUGGGUGUAGAGCAUGUUUGCUCUACAUCUGUGUCGGAUUGUACAAGAGAAGUAAUAAAGUUA
Molecule: messenger RNA, 2838 nt
Organism: Lineus longissimus
Lineage: Eukaryota; Metazoa; Nemertea; Pilidiophora; Heteronemertea; Lineidae
Exons: 2
Coding region: 634-1464 (276 amino acids)
Source: RefSeq, a predicted model, not a curated record